Molecule: messenger RNA, 2160 nt
Organism: Fonticula alba
Lineage: Eukaryota; Rotosphaerida; Fonticulaceae
Product: ABC transporter ATP-binding protein
Exons: 3
Coding region: 62-1711 (549 amino acids)
Biological process (GO): transmembrane transport
Cellular component (GO): plasma membrane
Molecular function (GO): ATP hydrolysis activity; ATP binding; transmembrane transporter activity
Source: RefSeq, a predicted model, not a curated record
CCGCCCGCCCCCCCCAGCAACCACCACCCUGCUGUGUGCACACAACCCCAAGCCCUCGAUCAUGACCUCCUCGGAGUCGCCGCUGAUGGUGUCGCCCGGCUCGCCGGCUGGCACGCCGAAGUUGUCGCGCCCGGACCAGCUCCGCUCGGACCCCUCAUUGUCCGAUAUCCCCCCGACCGCGGGGGGGUCUCCCCUGCUGGACCCGCCGCCAGCGGGCGAGACGCGCCGCGGGUCACUGGACCAGCGUCGCGGAUCGCUGGACAUCCGGCGCGGGUCGCCGGAUGUUCGCCGGUCUUCACUUGCCGCGGCCGGCGGGCUGCCCGGCUCCGCGCAGGACAUCCGCCGGUCCUCGCUGGCGGAUGUGCACCGGCCUUCGCUGGCGGAAGUGCACCGGCCCUCGGCCACCGACACCACCGCCAGCGGGCACUCCCUCGGGGGGCAUCCCUCCUCCCCGCGGCCGGCUGUCACCAGCAUCGAUGAGAUCACCGCCGAGCUGGAGGUGGUGAGCCUUGGUGGCGGGCCCGGCGACGGGGGCCCGGCGCCCGGCGAGGCUGUCGUCGAUGCCGACGCCGAUGACGACCCGGCCGGCAUGGUGGCCCACAUCACCUACGACACCCAGCGCAACACGACGGCCGAUUGCUACGACGGCGAAACCCCCCGCGAGGACACCAUCAUCCACCUGAACAACGUCCACAAGACCUACCUGAUGGGUGUCGAGGGUGUGCCCGCCCUGCGCGGGGUCAGCCUUUCCAUUCGCCGCGGCGAGUGGGUCGUCAUCUAUGGCACCUCCGGCGGCGGGAAGACCACCAUGCUGAACCUCAUCGGCACCAUCGACAAGCCCACCAAGGGCGAGCUCUGGAUCGGCGGCCGGCUCAUCAACCCCAAGACCCCGGACUCCGUGCUGGCCGACAUCCGCCUCGGCACCCUGGGCUUCGUCUUCCAGACCUUCAACCUCCUGUCGUCGAUGACCGCGCGCGAGAAUGUCGAGCUGCCGAUGAUCCUCAAGGGCGAUCUCUCCACCAGCGAAAUCCGGGCCCGUGCCGUGGCCAGCCUCGAGCGCAUGAACCUCCACCACCGGAUGGACCACAUGCCCAACAUGCUGUCCGGCGGUGAGCAGCAGCGUGUGGCCAUCGCCCGCGCCAUUGCCAACCGGCCGUCGGUUUUGCUGCUUGACGAGCCGACCGGCGACCUGGACACCGUCAACACCAAGUCCGUGGUGCGCCUGCUGCGCCAGCUGAAUGAGCUCGAUGGCAUGACCCUCGUCAUGGUUACGCACGACGUGUAUCUGAAGAACUUCGCCACGCGCGUGGUGUGGAUGCGCGACGGCAAGGUGGCCCAGACCGAGGUGGUGUCGGCGCAGACCCGCGCACGGGCCUUCCGCGGCCUGGACGAGCAGGACCUCGCCUUCACCCAGCUCCUGGCCGGUGGCACGCCGGUUGGCGGCCCGGCUUCCACCACCGCCUCCACGGCCCCGGGCUCCCCGCGCUCCCACCCCCCGGCGGCUGUCAUGGUCAGCUCCCCGCUUUCGGGCUCCACCGCCAGUGUGGCCCUCUCCCCGGGUGCCGGCUCCCCCUCCUCCUCCUCCUCCUCCUCCAGUGGCAGCAUGAGCAACAGCACCGGCGCUGUCCCCACCAAGAGCUGGUCUCGCACGGUCAUCCGCUCGGACUCCGACUACGAGGCCCUGAAGUAUGGCUUCCAGGCGGUGGAGUAGGGGCGCGUGCGCGCGCCACCUACGUGCGUGUGGGAAGAAGAAAAGGCCUUUGACCGGAUGCUGCUGCCUCUCUCUCUCUCUCUCGGGGCCUGGGGUGUCUCCUCUCUCCGCCGCGUGCGCCCGCGCCCGCGCCCUCCAUUUUUUAGACCUCGCUUGGAGGGGGGGGUGCGCGCGCGCUGUGUGCGCAUGUUAUCUCCUCCUCUCUCCCCGUUCCUCUCUCCUUGCGCAGCCUGUGAGAAUGAUGCGCACCCGCUGCCCAGAGCCAGUUCCCUUCUGUGAGCAGGCAUGUGCGCUCUUUCUCGCUCGCGCGCGCGCGCACGCUCCGUGAGAUGAUGCACGCAAUAUGGUGGGAGUGUGGCGGGGGGGCCGGGCGGAGGAUGUAUGUGUUUUACGUUAUCCGAAGAAAUCCCAGAAGUAAAUUGAAUAUAUUUCUCUUUUUUUUUUCCCCC